AUGACUACACACACUUGGGGAGUGUGGGCCAUCUACAUGGUCUUAGCUGCAACCCUCUCUGAACAGCAAGAGUUGAAGCAGGUGUGUCCUUCAUGUGAUGCCACUCAGCUUUGCAACUGCUCUUCCAGGGGCUUGGACAACAUUCCUCCAGGGCUCACAGCCAGAACCACUGUGUUAGACCUGGCCCACAACAGGAUAAAGCACAUCCAAUCCCAGGACCUGCAGCAGGCUGUGAACUUGAGAAUCCUGCAGCUGCAGUCCAAUGAAAUCAGCUCUAUAGAUGAGGACUCGUUUCAGUCCCUUGUGAAACUGGAGCUCUUGGACUUGUCAAAUAACCACUUGGCUCACUUGUCCCCGGUGUGGUUUGUGCACCUUGUUUCUCUAGAUCAUCUCCAUCUUCAAGGCAAUUUUUACAGAGACCUGGGGGAAAGCUCUCCCUUUUCUAGCCUGAGGAACCUGAGCUCUCUCCACCUGGGCAACCCGCAGUUCUCUGUGAUAAGGCAAGGGAACUUUGAGGGCAUUGAGUUCCUCAACAAGCUGCGGAUUGAUGGUAGCAAUCUCAGUCAGUAUGAGCAGGGAAGUUUGAAGUCAGUUAAGAAGAUAAAUCACAUGAUCGUAAACAUAAGAAGCAUUAAUAUAUUCUCAGCAAUUGUUAGGGACCUUCUGCACGCUGUCACUUGGCUAGAAGUGAGAAGAAUAGCAUUCAGUAUCUCUGCUGAAAUGCAGCUAUUGAGAAUCAUGUCUUCUUCAUUUGCAAAGAAGAUUUCUCUUAAACAGACCUUAUUAACAGAUGCUACUGUGCCUGAGAUUGUCAACAUUUUAGAAGACAUGCCAAAAUUAGUGGAGUUGGAGCUGAUAGACUGUAGACUCUUGGGAACUGGACGAUGGGAAAUGCAAAUUCAAGGAAACCAAUCACAGACCUUUAGAAUUCUGACAAUAGAGAAGUUAUCUAUAGAGGAAUUUUACUUAUUCACCGAUCUUAAGACUGUGGAAGGUUUACUAUCUCUUCUUACCAGAGUCACAGUUCAAGACACCAAGGUCUUUCUGGUACCAUGCAGAAUUUCACAACAUCUUGUGUCAUUAGAGUACCUUGACCUUAGUGCAAAUUUACUUGGAGACCAGAGUUUAGAGCAUUCGGCCUGUCUGGGCGGUUGGCCAUCACUGCAAACUCUAAAUUUAAGUCAGAAUUCACUUAGUGACUUAGAAAUGACAUGUAAAAGUUUGUCUCAUCUAACAAAACUAAUUGUUUUAGACAUUAGCCAGAAUAAUUUUGGU
Messenger RNA from Acanthisitta chloris (rifleman), 1275 nucleotides. RefSeq names its product toll-like receptor 2 type-2. Gene Ontology annotation, cellular component: extracellular matrix. The annotation marks the transcript as partial. The record is from RefSeq and is a predicted model, not a curated record. The transcript has a single exon. Gene Ontology annotation, molecular function: protein binding. NCBI's taxonomy places the organism in Eukaryota, Metazoa, Chordata, Aves, Passeriformes, Acanthisittidae.